UCUUGUAGGAAGUAGAGAGGAUAAGGAGAGAAAGGGUUGAAAUAUGGUACAACUAAAUUCGGACUUUUACAGUUAAGUAUCAAAACUUCACCAACUGACUUAAUUGUAGAGGAGUUAGCCAUCGACUUUUAAUAUAAUAACUUCGAGGACCUUGAUAAUAAUUGAAUCAGAUUGCUUUGCAACAAAUGUUGGACGUUAGUCUUUUUCUCUUAUAUUGUCAAAACCUUGUAGAGCUAUCUGAUCCACUUCUUUAUCAACAGCAAAUGGAGAACACAUACCCUGGAUCUAAUAUCUUGUCCGUCACAUUGACAAAUGGGGAAUCUAAUCGUGUGGAAGCUCAAGCCGAUGAAGACACCUUGAGAGAAGCUAUGGAGGUGCUCAGGGAAAUGUUUGGACCCAAUAUUCCUGAUGCCAUUGAUAUACUGGUUCCUCGAUGGUGGAAUAACAGGUUCCAACGUGGCAGCUACAGCAACCAUCCCAUCAUCUCUAAUACCCAACUAGUUCAUGAUAUUAAGGCUCCAGUAGGUCGCAUUUUCUUUACUGGAGAACACACGAGUGACAGAUUUAGUGGCUACGUGCAUGGUGCAUACCUCGCAGGUAUUGAUUCUAGCAAAGAGCUACUGGAAGAAAUGAGAAAGAGACAAACUCCAUUAUUUUAAGCCCCUGCUAGUAUUGACCGAAUGCAAUAUUCCCAGACAAUUAUAUCCCAGGGGCAAGCUUCGGAUAGCAGAAGCCAAAUUAUGAUUACAUCGACCUGCAGAAAAUCCCUUUCAUUAGACGAAGAUGAAUGAAGCGUGAAUAAUGAGAAUCAUCAUGACCUGGAGGUGGGUCUGG
Messenger RNA from Vigna umbellata (rice bean), 834 nucleotides. Lineage: Eukaryota; Viridiplantae; Streptophyta; Magnoliopsida; Fabales; Fabaceae. The record is from RefSeq and is a predicted model, not a curated record.